Pocillopora damicornis (cauliflower coral) is the source of this 2926-nucleotide messenger RNA. Its product is annotated as angiopoietin-1 receptor. Lineage: Eukaryota; Metazoa; Cnidaria; Anthozoa; Scleractinia; Pocilloporidae. Gene Ontology annotation, molecular function: transmembrane receptor protein tyrosine kinase activity; protein binding; ATP binding. Gene Ontology annotation, cellular component: plasma membrane; signaling receptor complex. The record is from RefSeq and is a predicted model, not a curated record. Gene Ontology annotation, biological process: positive regulation of kinase activity; multicellular organism development; cell surface receptor protein tyrosine kinase signaling pathway.
UUGCGUUCAAGCGUUACAAUUUUAAGACAGAGAAACUUUCGCUGUUUGGUAACUGAUCCUUAACUUCUCUAAAUUCAAUUUUUCUGCGGCUUAAAAGUUGUGAAUUUCCGUGCGAAUUCCGAUUCUAUUGAAAAAUGAGGAGAUUCCGGUUUUUUUUCUUGUUACUUCCAAGCAAAUUAAAUAGUGUCACCCCGGGAUAAUUUCGUCCUUCAGGUUAGUAUCAAAAACAGAAUAAAGUAAAAAGUAUAUAAAAAACAUAUCUGACUCAUCAAAGUCAAAAAUGAACUAAUCUAUGAGAAAUAAUGCUGAGGUUAGUUUACGAUGUAUUAGCUAACUUUGGUUCAAUAUAUUGUUGUUGUAGUAAUUGUUAAAAUCGCCACCGAUGUUGUGAAUGUAACUGAUGGAGAGUCAAUGUCUCUGAACUGCACCAUAAGUGGCGAUGGAAGUUAUACCUGGGAACGUCAAGAUGGAAUCGAGGUCGAAAAUGCAAAAAGACAGGUUAAAGGAGGAGGACGACUGCUUGAAAUUAUUGAUGCGGCCAUUGCAGAUUCUGGUGCCUACACCUGUAAAGUAGGCGAAAUCUCUCACACCAUCACGCUACAGGUUCUUGUUCAAGUCAAGGUGGAAAUGGCCCUGAAAGUUGAAAAUUACAACUACACGAAAGAGCUGGAGAAUAAGUCAUCGCCACAAUACGAGGCAAUCGCGAAAAACUUUACCGAGGAGAUGGACAUCGUUUACAGAAAUACUUUAGGAUACAUGAGAAACGAGGUUUUGAAAUUGACGAAAGGAAGUGUGGUAGUGGAUUUCAACAUUAUCAUUCAAAUUGUAACAACCGAUCCAAAAAAUGAAACAACUACCGUAGAUAAAAAGGCCUCAGUCGUCCAGACAACAAUUAAAGAAGCCAAAGAUGGGUUUGUAGGACGGCUAAAAGCUUCCAAAGUUAUUCCAAAGACCGAACCUCCAGAGCCUAAUGGUGUGGAGAUCUUUGAUAUCAAAUCAGAUGAGCUGAGUGUUCGAUGGAAACCGUCGGAAGAUGCUGAAACUUUCGACGUUCGCACUUACUCGGUGCAAUACAGAGCAUAUGGUGAAAAGACCUAUGGCGAGCAUAAUCAAACAGCUAACACUGAAAAUGCAGACUACUCUUACAGGAUUAAGUCUCUCGAAUCUGAGACUGUUUACAUGAUACGGGUCGGUGCAGUUAACACUUAUGGAUCCAAUUUCAACGAGGAAACUGGCCACGAGACUGAACCCGCACCUUUUGCCUGGUGGAUUAUUGUCUUGGCCGUGUUAGGUGUCCUCUUGAUUCUUGGCAUACUCAUCGGCAUUAUUAUAUACAGACGCAGGAGAGCGCGGGACAGAAGAGAGCAAACAGAGGCUCGGUUUCGAGCUCUUGAAAACCAAACCGGGUCUCAUAAGGGCGAAGUAGCAGCUUACCAUGGGGAGAAUGUUAAAGGAUUGACAUACUCGUUUAAAAACACUGCUUACAAGCCGGGUGAGAUGAACUGGGAAGAGUUUCCGCACGAGAAUAUCAAACUGUUGGAUGAACUAGGUUCGGGAGCAUUCGGCAUCGUUUUUAAAGGAGAGCUGCAACAAGAGAACGGGAAUAUCAUUCCUUGCGCAGUAAAAACCUUAAAACCAUCUGCCACAAAGGUGGAAAGGAAAGACUUGUACAAUGAGUUGGAAAUCAUGGCCAACGUAGGACACCAUCCGAACCUUGUGAAUUUGAUUGGAGCAUGCACACAAGAUGACCACCUACUUGUUAUAAUAGAGCUAGCAGAAAACGGCUGCCUGCUAGAUUUCUUAAAACGGUACAGACAACAAGAUGGAAAUAACACUACAAGCGGCUUAACAGAACAUAUGAAAACAUCGAUAGCCGUUGAUGUAGCGCAAGGAAUGGCACAUUUAGCGGACUGCAGGUGUAUCCACCGAGAUCUUGCAGCAAGGAAUGUUUUACUGGGGAAGGACUACGUUGCCAAGGUUUCCGAUUAUGGUAUGGCCCGUAGUAUGUAUGAACAGCUGAUGUACAAGAAAGAAACUCAGGGCAAACUUCCGGUUAAAUGGAUGGCUAUCGAGUCCUUGGAGACAUACACUUUCACGAUGAAAUCUGAUGUGUGGGCUUAUGGAGUACUGCUUUGGGAAAUAGAAUCAGGAGGGUUGAAACCUUAUGCUGGCGAUAGCACCUCGGAACUGAUAGAAAAGCUAAAGAACGGAUACAGAAUGGAAAAGCCUAACGGAUGUUCAGACGAAAUGUACCAGGCAAUGAGAGAUUGUUGGAAUCCAAAUCCUAACGCAAGACCAAAUUUUGACGAAUUGAUUGUCCGUCUCGAGAGCAAAAUCAUGGCUUAGUUUACAUUAUAUUACAUUAACAGCGACAACAGGAACAACAACAAAAACAAAACUACAACAACUAAACAAGGAACUUUUACAGGGAAUAGGAAGGUUUAAAUAUAAAAUUACGUUAGGAUUACCAAGGAUGUCAGAAAAGGUGAAGCGACAGAAAAAAAGCAUCAGAUUAACUUCACAACUACAACUGAUAAUAAGUUCGUUAGAGCAUCACACAUAAUGCUUAUUGUCUUUGGGAUAUUUCUUCUAAGGGAAGAGGGGGAGAGGGGAACCAUCCUUGUUUCAUUAUUAAACAGAGUUAGCCGAGCCGUGUUACAAUUUGGAAAUACGGUAGAACCCGCUAAAUCCUAAGGGAAAAAAACUGUUUCGAGUUAACGGAAGUUGGAGUCAGUGGGGUUCCCCGUCUUCUACUCUUGCAGAAGCUUUUAUUUGGUUCUAGUAAAUAUGCUGUUUUAUUGUUAUAUUAGCAGAAAGGUCAUUAGAGCAGGUGUAUAAGGUGUGAAUUAUACUGAUAAUAUUCAGAAGCUCAUUUACAUAUGUAAGGUGACACCAAAUAAAUUCCGGUACCUUCCGAAUUAGUGAA